Molecule: messenger RNA, 1263 nt
Organism: Eruca vesicaria subsp. sativa (arugula)
Lineage: Eukaryota; Viridiplantae; Streptophyta; Magnoliopsida; Brassicales; Brassicaceae
Source: the annotation of a GenBank genome assembly
AUGGCUAUGGAAAUCACGAACCUACAGAUUGUUGACCCAAUUAGGAUCGUAGAGCCGAUGAAAUAUUGUCACCAAUGUCGUAAAGAGAAAUCAGAUAUUUUUCAAUCUUGCAAGGCUAAGAAGGGAACCAAGACAUGUCUGUUGAAGUAUUGUCCCAAGUGCCUGUUGACCAGAUACGGAGAGACUGCAGAGGAGACUGCGCAGAAUGAUGAUUGGGUUUGUCCCAGAUGUAGGAAAAUUUGCAAUUGUAGUACAUGCAGAAAGAAUGAAGGUAAGAAGGCUGCUGGGAACUUGUUAGCCACAGCUAAGAAAAAUGGUUGUUCCAGUGUCUCUGAGUUCCUUAUGAAAGAGGAAGGCAAAACUGGAGAUGUUAUUGGACUGGAGAAUUCUGCUGAAGAGAAUCAUGUUGAUGAGGUUAAACUACCACAGGGCAUCAAAUCAAUCACUGUGUCAAACGUUGACUUGCACCCUGAAAAUGCUGGAAGUGUGCUUCAGUUUUUAGAGUUCUGUUUGACUUUUAGAGAGGUUCUUGGUUUGAGUGACGGGCAAGCUCAAUUGGUUGUACGUGAGGUUCUAUCCGGGGGAAGCAUGAGGAGCCAAGAGCAGUCUACACUUACCCAGAUGAUGAUCCAGCUACUGACUCUUUUACUAGUAGAUAGAGGAGAAAUAUCGGUUUGUAUGAAUGCAACUGAUGAUAGGUGGUUCACUAUUCUUGGAGAGUGUCUUGCGAAAUCAAAAGUUAAGCUUGAUGACUUCCCUCCUGAGAUGUUUCAAAAAGGCAUUUCUGAGUAUGAGGAGAUGGAUUCAUUACAAAGGCUUAAGCUUUUGAAUUUCUUAUGCGAUGAAGUGCUUGGCAUAUCGUACGUUAAGAAUUUCAUUGAAAACCAUGAAAACCUUGAAUAUGUUGAAAAGAAAAAUGAAGCAGAAGCUAAGGAAAAACAACUGUAUCAGAAGAUAAAAGAUGACUUUGCCAAAGUCGAAGCAGAUAAUAAUGGGGUUGCAUUAACAAUCGAAAAACGGGUUGCAAUUUUAUCGCAAAUGUCUGCUGAAUCUGAGGAAGUUUAUUUUGAAAAGAAGAAGGCAUUAGAAAUGAAACCUAACAGUCAAGAAGCUUACGAUGCUCUUAGAACCAACCCGGUUGAGGUGGACGACAAUGGUAUUUUCUGGAAUUUGAAGUCAUACAAUGAAGAACCACCCAUUUUGCUUCAAGGUAUGAAAGAAACAUACGAACUAUCUUCGUUUGUUGUGGCAAAGAGUAUGUAG